AUGAUGUUUGAAGGAUUGGCGUUCAGAGCAGAAUUCAACGGUGGAUUGAAGGAUUCGAUUUCAAAAUCAUAUCAUGAAUCGCAUCAAUCAUGCGUAAUCCUUCGUCCUUUACUUAUAGCAGAAUCUGCAUUACCAUCCCAACAACUACAUAAGCUCAUGGAUCCAACAGAAAUUACAAUGAUUAAUGAUCUAGGUCUCUCAAAUGACAACUACACAAUUAAAGUGCGAAUAAUCCGGCUUUGGAAACAAACAACUUGGUCGAAACCACACGAGACACGACAAAUCGGAAUGAUUUUAAUGGAUGAAGAGGGUAAUAAAAUUGAAUGCACUGUGGACAAACCAUAUGUUAUACUGGGAAAAGCACUUGAAGAAUAUGCUGAUGUUUACAUUCAUAAGCCAACACUUGGUUUGUAUGUUGAUGAUGCCAUGAAGUUUGUUGACAUUCAAAACAAAUUGUUUUUUCAAUAUACCACUAAAGUAAACAAGUGCAUUGGUUUUAAUGGGCCCUUGAAUUCUUUCGCUUUUGCAAACUUCCAAGAUGUUAUCGAUAAGGCGAUCCCUUCAACUAUUUCUUUUGGUAAAGUUCACAACUUUGAUUUGACAUUUUACUUCUUAUAA
Messenger RNA from Lactuca saligna, 618 nucleotides. The record is from the annotation of a GenBank genome assembly. Lineage: Eukaryota; Viridiplantae; Streptophyta; Magnoliopsida; Asterales; Asteraceae.